CGGGGAGCGGCCGGCCGCCGCGCCGGUGGGAUCCUGAACUUGGCGAGACCGGGGCCGCUGCUGGGCGCGGGAGCCGUCGCGCAGCCGCUGGACCAUGGUGUUCUACUUCAGCAGCCACGGCGUUAAUUCGUCUGCUUACACUAUUUACAUGGGAAAGGAUAAAUAUGAAAAUGAAGAUCUAAUAAAGUACGGCUGGCCUGAAGAUAUUUGGUUUCAUGUGGACAAACUCUCUUCGGCUCAUGUGUACCUUCGAUUACAUAAGGGAGAGAAGAUAGAAGACAUUCCAAAGGAGGUGCUCAUGGACUGUGCCCACCUUGUAAAGGCCAAUAGCAUUCAAGGCUGCAAGAUGAAUACUGUUAAUGUGGUGUACACACCUUGGUCCAACCUGAAGAAAACAGCUGACAUGGACGUGGGGCAGACAGGCUUUCACAGGCAGAAGGAUGUAAAAAUUGUGACAGUGGAAAAGAAGGUGAAUGAGAUCCUGAACCGAUUAGAAAAGACUAAAACAGAGCGGUUCCCCGACCUGGCAGCAGAGAAGGAAUGCAGAGACCGUGAAGAGAGGAAUGAGAAGAAAGCCCAGAUUCAGGAAAUGAAAAGGAGAGAAAAGGAAGAAAUGAAGAAGAAGCGGGAAAUGGAUGAACUGAGGUAUACAGGCGCCAUGGUGCUGAUGCUCACCUCCAAGGAGCUAUUCAUCACUAAUGAAAGUUGAGAAUAUGUCUUCAAAUCAGGACGGCAACGAUUCAGAUGAAUUCAUGUAAAAGGAGAAAAGGACAUUUGAAAGAUGCAAUGUAGAGACAGUUGCAGAUCUUUUGAUUUCAUCUGUGUUCUGAAUUAUAAAAACAACCAAAAUUCUACCUAUUCUACCUUCAUUCUGCACAGAUGUUAUUAAUUCUGGAGAUUUAAAAAAAUUGUUCCUUUUUUUGCUGACAGAAAAGGAUCAGCUAGCCAUGUAUCGUAUAGUUGAACUUGAGGUCAGUGUAUUAUUUUAGGAAAGUGGAAAUCUUUUUGCCAGAACAUGUCUUGGUACCUCAAGUGAGCUGGCUGCCCUUCUCCUUGAGAUAGACUUCAGAAUGAACCAAAAGUAUUCCUGUUGCUGUGGUCUGUCCCUGAGAACAGAUGUCUUGAAAUGCUUUUCAUAUUCUUAAAAUAUCUUCACUUCUGUUAAGAAGAAUGUUUUGGUGGGCAGUAUACAUGAAUACUCCCCCAUCCUGAUUUUCUGAUUAGAAGAAAAAGCAUAUGGGUUUUGAAGAUGAGAGUGUUAUUUUUUGGAAGAUUGCUAGCUUCAGUACUCACGUUGCACUGUGUCGUGUGAGGCUGUUAACCUAGUGCUCUCCAUUCUCCGCUUGUCCCAGCUUCUGCGUCCUUGCUGUCUUGGAGUGGGGGCCUCCGUUUUUAGUAUCAUCAUAUUUAAAGAAAUAGUUGGUGUUAAUCAAGGUUGGGCUUUGUGGUAGUUCUUCCCUGAGCACCAAGUAAGCCAAGCCACGUAUGUGACAACUUCCAAACUCUAGAGUCCUUUGUCAAUACUGAGGGAGAAAUAGGAAGGGGUACUCUGUGCAUCAUUUGGGAGACUUAGGUGACCUGAUUUUUGUUUGGGGAUACAGCGUGAAGCAGAAAGUCCACGUUGCAGUUAUGAUUUUAGAAAGAAUUAAGCACUUCACUAGCCAGCCAAGUAAUGUUUCCUUACCUUGAAAUAGCAUUUAUUUUGAGUUGAAACCCCUGAGUUGAGGUUUCUUAAUUGUGGACUCAGUAACUUAAUAUGUAGCAUUAUUGCUCUUUUGAACCACCUGCUAUCCAGUGUGACUCUGAGUAGAAGAUAUGUUUUAUUUUAGCAUGUAGGGCAGUACUUAUGGGAAGGAACAAGACAAAGCAAUGAGAGAGAAAGAGCACAAAGCCACGGGAUAGGAGGCACACACGUUCACACGUUAGCCGCACCCAGAACUCUGCAUGCAGUGUUGUUCUUUACUGUAUUCUAACCCAGCAAAAGUGAUCUCCUUCAGCAGAUAUUCUACCUGUAAUAGCACUUUGGAGCUGUGGGUAAAACCAAAAGACUAGUGUUUGUUUAUACCAAAUUUGUGUGUGGGGUUAAACUGGAAAAUUCCCUGAGGCAUGAAUUGUUGGCCAGAUUUUGAAGGGGUGUGUGUGGAAGAUGACUCUAGAGAUUGGUGAUUUUGUGUGUCUGUGUCUAAUGCUGUUCAACCUAGAGUUCUGAGAUUUAAAAAACGAUAAUAAAGUAUUGUUUUUUAUCUGGAAGGACA
This is a messenger RNA of Galeopterus variegatus (Sunda flying lemur), 2255 nucleotides long. RefSeq names its product coiled-coil domain containing 25 (gene CCDC25). The record is from RefSeq and is a predicted model, not a curated record. The transcript has 9 exons. NCBI's taxonomy places the organism in Eukaryota, Metazoa, Chordata, Mammalia, Dermoptera, Cynocephalidae. The coding region runs from base 95 to 709 and encodes 204 amino acids.